CACUGAGUUUCGUUUCCCUCGUGAAACUCUAAUUUAUUCCUAGCACUUUAGCGUCGGAAAGGGGAACUAACCCCUUCAGACUAAGAAAGUGACACAGAAGUGGUGGUCUGUGCUUUCUGUCUCUCAGGUAGACAAUAAUUUUGUUUCCGUUGCCCGCGAGGAGCCCCGCGAAGCAAACAUGAUGGAGGCAACUGAUGGAGAAGAGCAAAUGAGAGAUGCUGAUCAUCUUCUAGCACCUCCUAAUGGCGGCAUGAAUGAACUGCUGAAUGUGGGGCAAGAAGACAACAUGCAGGGACAGAUGGAGGAGUUUUUGGGUCCACAGGCAGAGUACAAUGAGGAGGAAGAGGAGAGGAAAUACUACAGGAGGAAGAGGCUGGGAGUCAUCAAAAAUGUUGUUGCAGCCAGUGUUGGAGCCAUGAUUGUGUACAGUGUAUAUAUGGGCCUUCUGCAAAUGCAACUGAUCCUCCAUUAUGACAUGACCUACCGUGAGGUGAAGUACAGUAACCUUGGCCUGGAGGACAUCGACCGCAAGAUGCUGAUGGGCAUUAACGUCACGCCCAUUAUAGGUCUGCUGUACACCCCUGUUCUCAUCAGGUUUCUAGGUACUAAGUGGAUGAUGUUCCUGGCCUCGGGAAUCUACGCACUUUUUGUCUCAACCAAUUACUGGGAGCGUUACUACACCUUGGUUCCAUCAGCCAUAGCUAUCGGUGUGGCCAUUGUGCCGCUCUGGGCCUCCUUGGGAAGCUACAUCACUAGGAUGGCGCAGCAGUACUACGAGUACGUCAACUACAAGGAAGAGCAUGUGCAGGAGCAGAAGAAGCUCCCUAAAGGAGUGUGCCACAACUACAUCAUCAUCUUCCACUCAGUCUUCAACAUCAUCUUCCAUCUGAGUUUUGUCUUUGCGGAGUUCCCUAUGCGUCUUGUCCUCCACGGCUACCUGCGUGAUGAUGACACGCACAUUCUCUGCAACGUCAAAGCCUGUGGAGCAGUAGUCAGUGGAGUGAUCCCCGGAUUCAACACCACCGUGCUGACCAACCUGCCACGCUCCAUGCUGCUCAUCCAGGUGGAGAGUGUCCUCAUGGGCUUUGCCUUCCUGUCCAUGAUCAUUUUCCUUGUGCUGUGUGGCGCCGCCUACCGGCCAACAGAAGAGAUCGACCUCCGCAGCAUCGGCUGGGGAAACAUCUUCCAGCUGCCUUUCAAACACCUGCGGGACUACCGCCUGCGACUGCUCUGCCCCUUUUUUAUCUACAGUGGCUUUGAAGUGCUGUUUGCCAUCACCGGGUUCUCUCUGACCUAUGGCGUCUGCAUUUUGGGCCUGAAAAAUCUGUGGCUCCUUAUCGUCGUCUAUGGCCUGUCCUGCUCCGUCUUUUCCUCCCUCUCCCUCUGCAUCCUACGCCUCCCUCGCUGGCUCUGUCUGGUGAGCGGCGCUGCUGUGCAUUUUGUGUUGCUGGUGACUCUCCUGGCGUUCUCUCUACAACGUAAGGACAACGAAAACUAUACAUGGUAUCUGGGCCCUCUGCUGGUGAUCACCGUGCUGUGGGGUCUCGGCACUGCCCUGAACAAGACGGGCGUCAGCACUCUGCUUGGUAUGCUGUAUGCUGAGGAAAAGGAACGUCUGGACUUUGUGUACACCAUCUAUCACUGGUGGCAGGCCAUCGCCAUCUUCAUAGUCUACCUCUGGUCCAACCUGCCUAUGAGGGCCAAACUCUCCAUCCUUUUGGCUACUUUACUGGUGGCCUGCUACUGCUAUUGGGUGAUGGAGCGUCGGCUGGCCAAUGACGUACGCCCCAGGCUGCCUCGCAUCCCCCGGCCACGGCACAAGGUCAAAGGCUACCGCUACCUUGAAGAUGACAACUCUGAUGAGUCAGACUCUGAGAGAAGUGAGGAGGAUGAGGAGAAGGAGGAGGACGAAGAGCAUGUGGUGGAAGAGAUGGGAGCAGAGGACAGGGAGGAAGGGGGCCAAGACAGAGGGGCCCAGGGAGCUGACUCACCCAGAGCCAGGAGGAGAGGGGCAGAGGGCCACCGCGGCAAAUGGGAGGACGCCGGUGUGAAGGAUGGAGAGAGGGAAGACCACGAAGGGUGGUGAGAGAAGAAAAAACGGAGGAGAGAGGAGAAGACAUGGUGGACGGAUGUCAGAGAUAAAGGAGAGGAAGAGAUUCAAAAAUACGCUGGAUUCAGUUGUGUUCAUGAAUCCAUUCAUAUUUCUACAGAUAUUUAAACUUAACUUAACUCUUUCAUGCCACACUAAACAAAAAUGUGUUUUCUAGCAUAAAGUUAAGUUAAAAAGCUGGAAAUCCAUAUUCAGCUAUUAUCACAACAAUCAUCCAGAUGAAAAGGUAAAGAAACUCGAAAGACCUAUGUUGAUAUCAAUAGGCACAGUCUCAAAGGGUAGCUCACACUGGAUAAAGCAAACGACAAGUCAGAAUACAACAGGAAUACUUAUGUUUUUUUUUUUUUUUGCUGCAGUUUGUGGCUCAUAUUUACCAAAGAUACCCAUAAUUAUAGAGGGGAUUGUCACUUUGUGUUUCAUCAUUCAACAAACUCAUUAAUAUACAAACUGGUUUUAUAUAAAAAAGAGCAAAUAUCCUCAAAGAACUGCAAGUGACAGAAAAAGAAAAGAGGAAUUGAUUAUCUGUGUUUAAUUGCAGGGAGUGUGUUUUGAUGGAGUCAUAUUUAGCGAGAGAGAGUCUGCAUGGUACUGCUGGAUGUGAAGAGCGUAAACAGCCUUAGUUAUAUUUGCUCUUCUGUCUUUCUUUAACCUUCCACCCCUUCCGUACACAGAAAGCAGGCUAACUCAAGAUAGCAUCAGAAGCUAAGACAGUUAAAUAUGUCUUUUGCAAAAGUUGGAUUUGAAUGUAUGAGUGUAUGUUUAUGCUUUCGUGUGGUUAAGUGUGCAGCAGGUUUGGAGGCCGCAUUUCAGUAACCAGUGGGGUAUUAUUACAAAUAUUUUCAUGUACAACACAACAAUAAAAAAGACCAAAGAUAAACGGUCUACAGCCAUGCUAACGGCUCUACUUCAGAUCAAUACUGCAAAUGCUAAUGUUAGCAUGCACACACGCUCACAGUAACAGUGUUUCCAUGCUCAUGUGAAGCAGGUAUAGAGAGCCAAAGUAAAACUGGAAGUAAAGAAAACCUCAUUAAAAAUCCCAUUGACAUUUGUAAUAAUGCUAAAAAUCCAGCCUUGGAACACAACAGUCGUGUUGCUCAAUUCAUAUGUUUAGAUAAUGUACAUUUUUUUGUUUAGUCAAUGUCCAUAAUAUUCAAUAUUCAGACAUGUCUGCAAUAAUAGCAGGAUUAUGGGAGCUGUAGUUUUUUGUAGGCACACAAGGUAAUUGUUGUAUAACUUUGUUAACUCAUGAAGGUUUCAAUUUCUUACAGCCACUGAUGUGGUGAAUGGUCAUUUAUUUUCUCAUAAAGAAAUGGUGAAGGAGAGAUUGCGCUGAACUAAGUUACAGAAGCUAGUGGAACAGAGGCUAGCCCAGACUGACACCAAGACUUUGGCUCUCUAUAAUGUUUAUAAUGUUCACCUUCUUAGUUUAGCAUGUUAGCAGGCUAACAUUUGUAGCAUUAAAUCAGCAUUAAACACAAAGCACAACUGAGGCUGAUGGAAAUGUCAUUCGUUUUUGCAGGUAUUUGGAGACCAUAAAUGUUGUGUACAUACUUUCAUGGCAAUCUAUCAAAUAGAUGUUGAGACAUAUCAGUCUGGAACAAAGUGGCGGACUGACCAACACUGCCAUCCCUAGAGUCACGCUGCUUUGGUUUUGGUUCAGGUUUGACUUACUACACAUUUUGACACGUCACAACAGAAAAACCACAGGUGUAAAUUAUUAAAUUAACUACAGCUUCUUCAGUUUCAGGGUCCUGGUGUUGUGUAACCGGCUCAUUGUCAGGACUGACUGGGGUGCUUGAAUAAAACUGAGCCAUUGCUGAUGUUAUUAGUAACACCCAUGCUUUUGCUGUUAUGAAAAGUCAAAAUGUGUGAAAAAAGCCUAUUAAUCAUGAAAAGUUGGCAAGUUUGGGGACCUACUAUUGGCCGACGCAGUGUUUGGGGGAGGUAAUUCUGAGUUGUCAUCGCUGCACAGAAGGUUUAGUUAUGCAAUGUACAAAAUAUAUACGUCAUUCCUACUGUUUUUACUCUCUGUACAUAGUUGUCACUUCAUUUCCUAUCAUUGCUUUUGUUUUGACCAUUUAUAGUUUCUGAAGUUACAUCAUGCUCAGUCAAGUAACCUAGAUUUACCAGGCUGUUCUUCAGGACUACAUGCUUGCUUUCACCCUGAUGGUCUGAUAUUUCAAAUAUUUUUGCAGGUACUAUACUCAGACAUUAGGGUUAGAGGAAGUUAACCUAUUGUUUGUGUUAAAAUAAUCACAGUAUGAGUUUCUAUUUGAACCAGCUGUAGAAAAAAGAAAUGGUAUCCACAUGCUGUAGUGGAGUGGAUAUUUUAACCUUUAUAAUUUUUAUAAUACAAAUCACUUGUGGAUUUCUGUGAUCCAAGCAUUAGGUACUUGAUGUUGCACUAAUCCAUGUGAAGUUGUUAAAGGACCAGCGUGUAGGAUUUAGUGGCAUCUAGUGGUGAUGUUGCAGAUUGUAACCAACUGAAUACUCCUCACCCCUCCCUUUCCAAGCAUGUAGCCUAAUAUAUGGUGGCCUUCAGGUAACAUAAAAACAUGAAAGAGCCAGAGCUGUGUUUGUCCAUUCUGGGCUACUGUAGAAACAUGGCAGUGACACUUUACAGGCUCCGUGGAAGAGGAACCGCUCCCUAUGUAGAUAUGAAGGGCUCAUUCUAAGCUACAAAAAACAUGAUUCCUAGUUUCAGUUGAUUAGACACUAAUGAAAAUAUAAUUGUGAAUAUGAUUUCUGCCAAUAGAUCCUCCUAAAUCCUACACACUGGUCCUUUCACUUAUGUAAUGCAUUGUCACAAACAGCUGUGAAUGAACUAAAGAUUGUGCUGAAGUUAA
Molecule: messenger RNA, 4956 nt
Organism: Seriola aureovittata
Lineage: Eukaryota; Metazoa; Chordata; Actinopteri; Carangiformes; Carangidae
Gene: unc93b1
Product: unc-93 homolog B1, TLR signaling regulator
Exons: 13
Coding region: 179-2086 (635 amino acids)
Biological process (GO): intracellular protein transport; toll-like receptor signaling pathway; toll-like receptor 9 signaling pathway
Cellular component (GO): lysosome; endosome
Molecular function (GO): Toll-like receptor binding
Source: RefSeq, a predicted model, not a curated record